UUUAGCCGCGUCGCGCGUGCUCCGCAAUCUACGAGCAGUCCGUGCAGUCGAUCGACAACGUCCAGAAAAUUUCCUCGGAAAUUCUUCCUGUUGAAGGUUGAGUGAAUGACCAGCGCUUAUGCAGAAUGGAAUCAACGUCAAGAUCGUAUUGUUAUACCGUUCAAUACCCGGGUGAAUCUCGAUAGUUUGUUCGGAAAUGUUCAUAGCAACGUGGUUUGUGAACGCAUUACGCCGUGCAAGCUGGCCAUCUACAUUCUGAUUCAGUCACUGGAUGAACUUCAUCAAGACGUUCAAGCGUUCACGCCCUCUGAGCACUGCUCGAUCCUCUCCGCCUUGUAUGGGAUCAUUGAACAUGGUGACAUGUCUUAUUUGGACUUGAAAAGAAUUGUGCGAUGGAUAGAUCGGACAAUACGUCAUGGUGUUUAUGAUGAUUUCGUGGAGUCUAUCAAUUCCUACCUCUCCGGCGAUGAUAUUAUGGUUCAGAUUGAUGUGAUGCUUCAGACUCGCCCUAAUGUGGUUAAUUUUGUAUGUGGGAAGUCUUAUAUAGGAAUUUGGCUGAAAAAGUUGUUUGCCGAAUGGAGCAGACAGUCGACUCAACGUCUUUUUGAUCUAAAUGCUGAGUUUGCCAAGUGGAUACAAGAUACCGAUGCACAGGAUGAGUCCCAAAUGAUGUGUGAAACAGAGACAGAUGUCAUCGCUCUUCCACAAGCUAGUAAAGCUGUAGUACCGUUUGAGAUUGAAUCAUCCGGGCGAGCACGAAAAUGGAUUUUGAAUCAGAUGCACUUACUGCAGGUGUGCCCCUCGGCUGCUCUACCGGACUGUGAGAUAAAGGAAUGGUGUCAGAUCAUCAAAAAGAACCAUGCUGAUGUAGUUGAAGUGAAUCUCCUUGAAAUGCUCUAUCAUAUUCGCGCCAUGAAUCUUAGCGGAGCCUUAGAAUCUCUUCGACUCUACUUUGAUUAUUCCAUGUUUCGGAUGAGUGACGUAGUAAUUCCCACAACUACUCGCGCAUGUCGGAUGGGCACACUCGACCAGAGAUCGCUGAGAUUUUCUUGCCUUCUUCAAGCAAGACUUUGUAGAUUAUUUGGUGACAAGCAUGCUGCACGUUUACUUCUUAGCGAAUGUGUUCAACAGGCACAGAAUCACGACGUUGCCUGUUUGCGCAUGGCAAUGGUCGAACUGGCCGCUUUAGAAGCUAUGCCCGCAAGCGAAGCCGAUUUGAAGACAAAUUCAGAAGGAAAAUCUAUGGAAAGUCUCCUGACGACAGAAGGUUUACUACGCAUGAUAAAUCAAGCUUCGGAUUCAGAAACAAGAUUAGAUGGUGAGGAUCAUCGUGAUCCUGCUGUGAAUGCGAUAGAGUCUGAGCAUUUAUUUGAUCAAAUGAAUGCUCUAGUGCACCUGAUGGCGGCUAUAACAGCGACUCGCCGUUGCAAACCUCCCACUAUCGUAGAAGAUGGUCUGGAACGUGCGGUGAGGUGCUCGUCAGGUGCUGAUGAUGGCGGUAGAGCCCGGUUGAUAAGCGAUGCAGCCAGGGCGACUGCGAGUAGUGUACGACUCAGGCAUGGAUUGACAAAAUCUGCACUAUCUCUAGCUUCUUCUCUUGUCGAAACCAACUAUGCUGAUGGAUCUGCACCUAGGCAUGAGACUGAAGCGCAUGUGAUAGCCGGGGUAAACAUGGUCUAUGCAUGUGCAAUGGACGGUGAAUGGGAUAGGGCGACUAGUAUUCUGAACCGACUGAAGACGAUUUUUACUCCUGAGUUGAAUUGGCAGACGGCGCGUCAUGUGCAACUAUGCGAUAAUAUAGUGAGCUUUGAUACUUGCAUGCUACGCGGUGAAUGGGAGAAAUGCGCUCCUUUGCUCGAAAACAUCGAAGUUCUUGACGAAGCGGAAGCCGUACUUCGAAAAAGCCUACUUACGGCUGUUCGUGGAGAGCUUACUUCAGCACGAAAUCUUCUCGAAACCUCAUAUUCAAAAUAUGAAACGCCUGCAACUAUGUUCACACAUCUAAGGCUACGUUUACAAUUGGCAAUGAUCCUUAGCGCAGAAUGUCGAUGGAGCGCGGCUACCGAGAUGCUACAAGGUGUUUGUGAAGAAGCCAACAGUAUCGAGCAACGGAACGUAGCCGCUAUGGCUCAGAGAAGAAUUGCCGUUGUUCAGCUGAUGAGUGGAGAUUAUCAAGCAGCGUUGAAAAGCUUGAUCGAGUGCGAAGCAUCAAUUACUCGUUACUGUUCGAUACUAGAGAGAGCGCUUUUUUCUAUAGCAUUAGCACAGAUUUAUUCAGCAGAGAAGAAGAGUAGAGAAUCCCUAAUUAAUCUCAACAAAGCUCGAGUUCAGUCUCAGCAAGCAGGAGCCUUCUUAUUUGAAAAAUAUGUGUUGCAGGAACUGGCAAUGCUAUAUCAUGAGAAGGGCAACAUGGAUGAGCGCGAUGAAUGUGCAAAUGAAUUCGCAGCGAUGGAUGACAAAUAUGCGGGUCAUUUUGAUUGGAAGCUUGUCUAGGCAGUUUUAUCUCAGGGAACAUAUUUUAAUAACAAAAAUAUCUUCCUAAUUCACAUAUUCAUGGGUGCUACCGUCAAACUGCCUUUCAAUAUCUUACAAGUUUUAAUGCUCUGAAUAAUUUGUUGCUGAAUAUUAUGAGUUCAAAAGAUAAAUAUUUAUGAAUA
This is a messenger RNA of Cylicocyclus nassatus, 2657 nucleotides long. The record is from the annotation of a GenBank genome assembly. NCBI's taxonomy places the organism in Eukaryota, Metazoa, Nematoda, Chromadorea, Rhabditida, Strongylidae.